Messenger RNA from Mucor mucedo, 473 nucleotides. RefSeq lists its product as uncharacterized. The record is from RefSeq and is a predicted model, not a curated record. Lineage: Eukaryota; Fungi; Mucoromycota; Mucoromycetes; Mucorales; Mucoraceae. The transcript has a single exon. The coding region runs from base 120 to 449 and encodes 109 amino acids.
GCCAAUUACACUUGACAAACAAGUAUGCAUCUUUUACAGUAACCGUUGCAUGAUCUGAUAAAUAAGUGUCUCGUAAUACUAAAGAUUUAUUAGAAUACUCAUGCUCCCGAUCCACUGAUAUGGGACAACGUUAUCCGGAAACCAUCAGUCAACAAAUACAAGAAAAAAUUACACAAGUUAACCAAAAGAAGCGAAUUUAUGAUGAUAUGAUAGCUGAUGAAAACAUACUUACAACUAUACCUAUUACCGCUCCAUCAAGAGAUAUGCAUAAAGAAGCAAUGGAGUUUGUUAAUAAAUUCAAAAAUGAAAGAGCUGAAAAUGGAAAAAGAAUGGACUGGAAAUCAUGCCUUUCUCAAGGAUUGAAGGAGGGAUUGUUAUUUGGAUAUAAAAGCUCAGAAAGUCUUCGAGCCCAAUUCUCCAAAUAUAAAAAUAAGAAAAGCAGUACUUGAAUAAAAAUAUCUAUUUUUUAAAAA